AUGAGUUCUUUUUUGAAACUUCUGAAUCCUCUGAAAUCAGAAAAAUCUAGCCAGCAUUGCAAUAUAUGUAAUGCUUCAUUUAAUUUGACUUUGAAGCCUCAUGAAUGCUCAGAAUGCUAUACUUUAGUUUGUUCAGAGCAUGUAAAUAAUUCUCCCACAGACGAUCCAGUUUGUGACGAGUGUCUUAAAGGAAGAAUCAAAAAGGAGCUAAACGUAGAAUACACAUAUCAUCUAUCAUCUCUCAAAAAGGAACUAUCUGAACUUAAAGCAUUUAAAAGCGAAAAGAGAAAAGGGAUAGCAUCGAUGGACACAAAAAUUAACGAAUUGAUAGAUCAGACGAGAUCUGAAGAGAAAACACAUCAUAAGCAGGUCGAAGAUUUUGAGCAAAAAACAAAGGCUUCAUUAGACCAAAUUAAACAGCUUGAGGAAGAAGAAAAAAAAUUAAAAAACGAAAUAGAGAGAUCUCAAGCAAACACAAAGCAAUUAAAAGAAAAAUUAGUUUCAGUUAAUGGAGCCCAACAAUCCAGGAAGCUUGAAAAAACGGGAUUAGAAACUGAGGUUGAUGAGUUUAAUGAGCAGGAAACGAAGCUAUUAGAAGAAAACCAGCAGCUCAUAACGUAUCAAAGAGUAAGGACUAUGUCUUGUUCGAAAUGCCAUAAAACUAUAAAGCAGAGAUUUAAAGAGAAAAUUAUAGAAAUUCUGAGAUUUGAGGGUCAUGAAGAAAUGAUAGCAAGCCUUGAAGGGGAGAUAAAGACUGGCAAGAAGGACCAAGAAGAGGUAACAAGAAAUCCAUGUGCUUGUGCUAUAAUUUAG
This is a messenger RNA of Blepharisma stoltei, 813 nucleotides long. Lineage: Eukaryota; Ciliophora; Heterotrichea; Heterotrichida; Blepharismidae. The record is from the annotation of a GenBank genome assembly.